GGGGGCGGGGGGGGGGGGUGUCUGCGUGGGGGCGCUUCUCCAAUGCAAAGAUCGGACACAGAAUCAGAGCCCUUUACAGCAGUACAACCCUAUAAAAACAUUUAUAAUAAACAUAGUAUUUGCAAAUACACGGUACUUGUAAAUCAAUAGAUUUAUAAACCUGGAAUAUAUCGGAGGCGUCCAAUGGAAGUAAUGCACUUGGAAAUAACAGAGGAUUUAACUUUCCCUUUUUUUGUGGCAGCCGCGGAGAAGUUUGUUUCCUACCGUAGGAGAACGAGCUACUUUUAAAGGCAAAGGAUACAGCAGACACCGCGGCCGACUGACGGGCCUACUGGUUUGAUUGGAAUUCAUGUUAGGGUUACUCCUAAGGAAUUCUAUGAAUUUUCCUCGUUUGUGCACCACUAUGAUGCAUCUUUAGAUAAAUUUUUCUUGAAAUGGGCAACUUGCAGACAAGCAGUACUAGACGGGCCCAGGUCCCCAAUGAACACAAGGCGAGGGCUACAGCUCAGCGGCUCCCCACCAUUGGAGUGGUUUGUCACUGUAGUUGAAGCCCUGUGACCCCCGCGCCCCCCAGACGAUUUUCCCCUACGUCCCCGCACAUUUCCAUCCUGUCCCUCCCCUACCCCACUCCCCUUUCCCUUACCCCCUCUUGCCCUUCCUCCCAAGAGUAGCUGUGCUGGACGUCAUGAGCAUAGUAAUCACUCUGGGAGUCACCACACCUGAAACGUCUUACACAGAAAUGGCUGCUGGAUCAGACCCUGAGUCCGUUGAAGCAAGCCCCGCCGUAAAUACGAAAAACUUUAACAGCCACAGUUGUGGAAGUGCACAAAGUCAUGGGUAUCGGGGCCUACCAUAUGCUAAGCAACAGUCUUCCGUUGUAUGUUGUCAGGAUCACAACUAUGGUGCACCCCCUCCUCCCACUCCUCCCACAUCCCCGCUCUCUCAAAUCAUCAUUCCUCGAAUGGAUCGCAAUGGUGUGGUACGCAGUUCCCGCUACAUCCAAACUACAGAGGACAACUCACCAGACAGCGAUAGCUCCUCAGAAGAAGAUGGGGCUAUUGUCAGCUGGUGUCACUGCACUCUGAUGGCAGAUGGCUCAUUACUCAUUAAAUGUGACAACUGCAGAGGACUUGAUGGGAGGAAAGGAACAGAUGGCCAGCACAGGAGAAAUGAAAAUGUCUCAGCUGGAGAGAGCAGUGCCACAGAGAGUGGUGAUGAGGAAGUGUCACCUUCCACUAUCUCUUACACUGCCACCCAGCAUACACCCACCAGUAUCAAACUCACUGUCAACAGAGUCAAAAGAAGUAAAUCUAAAAAGAGGAAAAAGAACACGGAAAAAGCCAGUGGAACACCAAAGGGCAAGAAAGUCAAAGCUUUUAGAGAGGGUUCUCGAAAGUCAAUGAGGAUGAAGAACUCGACAACAGAUUCCAGAGUGCUGGAUGAGAACACAACAGAGGGAUGGGAGAAUAGAAUCCGCCAGUGGACCGACCAGUAUGAGGAGGCUUUAGCCAAUCAGUAUAGUGCUGACGUACAAACACUGCUCCAGCUUCACCGCACUGCAAGCACCACUGUUGGGAACACAGAAAGAGGACCAAUGAGGCUUUCAUCUACUGCUCAGACCACUGUCGACACCAUGGACACUAUCAACCGCACCGAACUGGCCUGUAACAACACUGUACUCAGCUCACAGAUGCAGUUACAGUUAGGGCGCGUAACACGUGUUCAGAAACACAGGAAGAUCCUUCGUGCCGCCAAGAACCUUGAUCCUGACAUUCUUAUUAUUGAAUAUCGUGGGAAGGUCAUGCUCAAGCAACAGUUUGAAGUGAAUGGGCACUUCUUUAAAAAGCCUUACCCUUUUGUGCUAUUUUACUCCAAGUUUCAUGAUGUUGAGAUGUGUGUGGAUGCAAGGACCUUUGGAAAUGAUGCACGCUUCAUUCGAAGGUCCUGCACACCCAAUGCUGAGGUUCGACACAUGAUUGCUGAGGGUAUGGUACAUCUGUGCAUCUAUGCCAUCAGUCAAAUCCCAAAAGAUACUGAGGUCACUAUUGGAUUUGAUUAUGAGUUUAACAGCUGUAAUUACAAAGUGGACUGCGCUUGCCAUAAGGAAAACCAGAAUUGCCCUGUGCAGAAACACAUGAGUCCCAAGGAGAGCUUGCCGAGUUCCCCCUCCUUACCAUCUCCCUCUCCUUUGGUUGGUGCUGAGACACGGCAGAGAAAGGCCCGGAGAAGAGAGCUAGAAGUUGGUCCAGAUAGCAACCAGACUAUUCAGCACCAAGAGUCGAAAGAGCUGCAGAGAAGCAGUCAUGUGGAGGGACCGCUGGAUGAGAUAACCCUCGAAGAGGCCGAGGAAGGAGAGGUGGAUGAAAAUGGAAUUCUUAUCUCCAAUAAAAUAUUAAACAGUAUAGAAAAGAGACAGAUAAACACAGGAGGUGAUAUAAAAGAGGAUACUGUAGAAACAGAAGAGGGUACAAGAACCACCCCCAUAUUCCAUAACAUAGGGGUAGGGGUUAGCACACGACGUACUGUCUAUGUUACGGAAGCACCAUCUAUCGAAGAAAAGGCCUCAUUACCACAUCUGCCUGUCCCAUUUGGCCCUCCUAAACCUAUACGAUCUUCUAAACCUCGUCCCAAGAGCCGAAUGUCUCGGUACCGCUCCAGCUCAUCUCAGCGUGCCAGGCGGCAGCGUCAAGCACUUGCCCAGCAGGCUGCUGCAGCUGCUCCAUCAUCUGAACAAAUUGGUGUUCUUAUCGAGGAGGGUUCUCAUGACCCGUAUGGUUCUGAGCUGUGCCAUGGGGAGAGUGGGCUGGCCACUGGUCAUCUCUUAGAUGGCAAUGCUCAGAGUCUUAGCUGCAUAAACAGAGGCAAUCUGCGUUUCCCCAAGACCAAGAAGUACUUGGUGACCGAGUGGUUGAAUGAAAAGAUUCCUGGAGCGGAGAAGCUCCAACAAGAGCUGCCUAUUGAGCGGCCAUUGCGGAUAACCACUGAUCCAACAGUGCUGGCCACCACCCUCAACAUGUUGCCAGGCAUCUCACACUCAUCUGUUAUCUGCACCACACCCAGACACUAUGUUCGCUUCGGAUCACCUUUUAAUCCAGAGAGACGCCGGCCCCGUCCACUCCAGAUGGAUGGGAGUUAUGGCUGCUUUAAAAAGAGAUGGAUAAAGCAGAUGGAGGUUGAGAGCUGUUCAAAUAUUGUGACGGAUGGCACAGAAUCCACCUCCUCCCAGCAAAGCACCAGCAACAGAUCUACUCCCAAUCCCUUGUCCAAUGAAUUGAAUACACCUUUCAAGAAGCGCCAUGCCAAGUAUAUGACAGAGACCAUGCCAACAUCCUCUGACGAUCUGCUUCGCCCACUGUCACCCAUCACGCCACCCAUUCCUGGGAACCCUGUACUUCCAGUGCUUCACAAUCCCCGUAACUCCUUGUUAUCAAAUGGCCUUGCAUACUCACCAAUGCCCACACGGCCGGUCAGCCGCUGCAACACACCACUGCAAUUUGAAAAUAUAUCCUCCCCUGAGGCAUCACCUGCUCGCCAGCCAGAGUCCAUCUCUCCUGAGACAGACUUCGACAUCCCUCGUGCCCAGUUCCCGGAUCUUUCACUGUCCUCUAUUUUAGAGAGCCCUAUGGCUGUGGCCUCUGAUGACUUUUGUAUUCCUGGGUCCUCUUUAACCAAUGAUUGCCAAGACACAUCUGUUGGAAUCAAAUCCUUUAAGCAAGUGUCAAGUUCAACUUCAGACCAAACCCUCGCAACUAGGGAACAGGCCUUCAGGACAGAGUUCAACCUCAUAUACACCUGCUCACCCCUCAAUGCAAACUUGGGAAACACUGUGGCCACUGAACGACGCUUCUCACAAUCAGAUGGGGGGUUCUCUCCUGGAGAGUCUUUAUAUAAUUCUUUGACUGGCCAAGGGCUAUUUGCAGAUGUAGGGCCUGGGUGUAUGUCACCAUACAGUGAUCUUCAUUAUGGUGGUGGCUACCCAGAGAGUAGCAAAUCUCCUCACACCAACAACCCACCACAAAAAAAGAAGAGGGCCAACCAGCAUACCAUUAGUCUGCUGACAGGGAAGCCAGUUUACCAGGCUAUAGCUGUAAGAAGUGAAUACAAGCCAGUAAGAAAUAUGGUGUCCUUGUUUGAGUACCGUAAGCGGAAGCAAGUUACCAACCGUGAACCUGAGUCAUCCAGCUGCAAUUUAUCCCUGAAUUGCACCCCUACUCGACCUGGCUCACACCACAAUCAGGAGACCCAUCCUUCCCUUUACUUGAUGCAUCCCCUCGCAUCAACACACAACUGCAUGCCUUCAUCAGGACACACUGGUUCCAAUCUUCAGAAAGAGGAGGUCAGUCUUCCAGACCACCACGGCUCAUCUGUGCAGGCGAGCCAUCUGGAUAGGAACACCCAAUGGAUGGUUCCCACCAGUGUUGAACGUCUACGGGAAGGUCAAGGGGCACUGGAGCAAGUGCUAAAAAUCAUGAAGAUGGAGCGAAUGCUCAAGAGGAGCAACAGUUCUACAGAGAAAGAAUCUGAUGCAGAUCAGUUCGACGAGCCACCAGUGACGAUUCCUUCACCAAUGAAGAGUCCACCACACAGAUACAGCCCAUCUGUGCAUUCAUAUCAGUCAUCAGACAGACACCAGACUGACAGUCCAUCAUUGCUUCAGAAAACUCCCACCUCUCCGUUUGGAAGUUGCUACAGCCCCACAUCAGGCAACAACUACUACCACCCCUCCUCUCACACAGCCCCAUGUCAGGACCACCUGUCAUCCUCCUAUCCUGCUCAUACCCCCUCAACGUCAUCAGACUCCAAGCUGUCAGGAGAGUUACUACAUCUGAAGAGGGUCAACAGUGAUGCAGAUGGACCCCUCAGCUGCAGCAGACACCUAAAAGUGGGCCAUCUGAACGAGAGUAGCCAAGUGGAGUCUUCUAUCCCAGCACCCUGGGCUCAUGAGUUGACUAAAACAGACCUGAGCUCCACAACAACCAGGGGGAAUCAACAGCAGGAUUCUCAAAACCUCAAAUCGGGCACCCCUAGCUCAAGGCUGCUGUCAUCCUCUGGACCGACAAACUACUCACAGCGAGGGAUAAGCCUUAGUCAGUUCCAGCGCUCUCCACGACAGGGCCCUGGUGUGCAGACACAGUCGGGAAGCUUUUAGGACCUUGUCUGUACCAGCCGGUGCAACUCUUUAAGGCCCAAAUAUAGUGAUAUGGAGCACAGGUAUUUUGGCUCGACCUUAGAGGAGCAACUUCAUAUAAAUUUACAAAAUGUUAGUUUUUCUUUUGUUUUGUAACAACAAAGAUAUUCUGCACGAAACCAGUGGGUUUUUGACAUAAUCUUUGAAUCUGUGAACAAUUUGAGUGACACCUUGAAAUUACUAAAUCACAUCUAAUUUGAAAUUGUCCCCAUGGUUUCCUCAUGCUGGAUUUUGCAAAUGAAUUUCACUAACUUCCACACAAAUGUCUGUACAAAAUAAUUAAAACACACUGGUCAUUGUGAAAAUUAUUAAAACACACUGGUCAUUGUGCCCAGGUCAGUUAUUUACUUGAGAUGCUAGCGUUUCAGAAAGAAUAGUUUUGCUUCAUUUUCUUUUUUAUUACCAUAAAUUUUAUUUGGCAAAAAGAAGAAUCUCCGCUGCAGUACUUAAGCAUUGGAAUAGGAAAAGGAGUGUAAUGCAUUAACCCCGACGGGAGUAAGAUCCCUGGAUAGGAUCAUUCCCUAUUAUUACUAGCUCCAGUUUUGAUGCCCUAGCAACACAUAUAAAAUGUUUUUUUUUCCUUCCAUGGGUUUUCACCUUUAAUUUGAUUUUGUCACACCUACCUGUUAACUGUGAGAUGACUUGGGACUUCAUUUUAGACAUGCAGUGUUGUACUUGAGACAUGAUUUAUGGUGCUGCAAUCUUGUCCCCCACCCCAAUAAAUUUGCAAUUGAGCUAUGAUCUUUA
Messenger RNA from Syngnathoides biaculeatus (alligator pipefish), 5935 nucleotides. RefSeq names its product SET domain containing 5 (gene setd5). The record is from RefSeq and is a predicted model, not a curated record. Gene Ontology annotation, molecular function: protein binding. The transcript has 26 exons. Lineage: Eukaryota; Metazoa; Chordata; Actinopteri; Syngnathiformes; Syngnathidae. Bases 686 to 5149 code for a protein of 1487 amino acids.